GCCAGCCUGUGACCUUGCCUUCAACCAGACGACAACGAGCAGCCGCUACUGCAGGUUCCAUGGCCCGUUCGUCGAAACUCAACAUCAAAGCUACCUCUUCCUCGGCAAUAGCCUACCAGUACGCCAUCCUCUUCCUCCUCGCACUGAAUCACCUCCUCGAUACGCAUCCACGCCAUUUCCGAUACCGCCAGCGCUGCGCUGCAGAGAACGCAGACGACGACGACGAUUCCGAUGACUCGUAUUAUGAUGAUGAGCCUACGCCUCCGUCCUCACCACCAUCCUCACCGCCUCCACAGCGGCACAGGUCUGCGGCUCCUUCUCCCUCUCAUCCUUUUCCACAAACGGUUCCCCCACGAUGGCGUCCUUCCGAGCCCUCCCUUUACGAACUCGAGCACGCCGAGAUGAGAGACGCGUGGGUCAGGAUGCGGGCCGUCAGACUGAUACCAGUGCGGAAGAGGGUGCGGUGGGGGAAUGUGCAGGUAUUCCGGUAUGAGAGAGAUGAAGAAUCCGAGGGAGGGGGCAACGCUGCGCCAGGCGCGCAUGGACAGACCAACGAUGCUCAGCAGUAA
Trematosphaeria pertusa is the source of this 569-nucleotide messenger RNA. RefSeq lists its product as uncharacterized. The record is from RefSeq and is a predicted model, not a curated record. The transcript has 2 exons. Lineage: Eukaryota; Fungi; Ascomycota; Dothideomycetes; Pleosporales; Trematosphaeriaceae. The coding region runs from base 60 to 569 and encodes 169 amino acids.